AUGAGGAUCACACUAUUUGCACUAGCCCUUCUCAUAGCCUUGAGCUCACAACCACCACUUCUUGGAGCAUCUAAUAAUGCUUCACCUCCAGAAGUUCUUGACACUUCAGCCAAAAUCCUAAGAGCUGAUUCAAAUUACUAUAUUGUCCCUUAUUGGCCACAACCCACAAAAUGUUUAACUAGUGGAGGCCUAGGUCUCACCAGCAUUGGCCAAACAUGCCCUCUUGAUGUUAUUCUUGUGAAUGAUAGAUAUCAUGGUCGUUUACCACUAUCAUUCACACCAAUUAACCCUAAAAAAGGCGUUAUUCGAGUCGACACUGAUCUCAACAUCAAAUUCGCCGCUAGAACAAGUUGUCCACACCAUUCUACGGCGUGGACACUUGAAUUUUUUGGCUCUAAUAAGGCGCCACAGUGGUUCGUCACAACUGGUGGCGCUCUUGGGAACCCGGGUUGGAAAACCAUGUACAAUUGGUUCAAGAUUGAGGAGUAUGAUGGGGCUUAUAAGUUGGUGCAUUGUCCAAGUUUCUUGCCUCACAAGCAUCUAUGCCAGAAUGUUGGUGUGGUUGUUGAUCGCAAUGGGAAUAAGCGUUUGGCUCUCACUCAUGUUCCACUCAAAGUCCAAUUCCAAAAAGCAUGA
This is a messenger RNA of Arachis duranensis, 636 nucleotides long. Its product is annotated as miraculin-like. The coding region runs from base 1 to 636 and encodes 211 amino acids. Gene Ontology annotation, molecular function: endopeptidase inhibitor activity. NCBI's taxonomy places the organism in Eukaryota, Viridiplantae, Streptophyta, Magnoliopsida, Fabales, Fabaceae. The record is from RefSeq and is a predicted model, not a curated record. The transcript has a single exon.